Homalodisca vitripennis (glassy-winged sharpshooter) is the source of this 1055-nucleotide messenger RNA. RefSeq lists its product as uncharacterized. The record is from RefSeq and is a predicted model, not a curated record. NCBI's taxonomy places the organism in Eukaryota, Metazoa, Arthropoda, Insecta, Hemiptera, Cicadellidae. The coding region runs from base 140 to 721 and encodes 193 amino acids. The transcript is spliced from 2 exons.
UAACCGUGGUGGCGUGGUCCGUGACAGAUUUAAGAAUCAGUGAUUGUGGUUUGUUUUUGUCUGAAAACAAUAAUUUUUUAAGUAUUGUAAUUUUUAAUGUUGUCUGUUUUUAAAAUAUUUACGCAAUAAGAUUAGGAUCAUGGAUAUAGAUAUGACUGAAGAAAGCUGCAAAGCAGAUAUUAAGAAAUCUAAGGGAUAUGAAGAUGAGAUUCAGAAAACUUGUAAAAAACUGAAAAUCGAUUUGGAAAAGAUGGAUACAACAGAAGAGAACGUCAAGAAAAGUCCAAUGCAAACUCCUGUACAAGAACAACCUCCUGCAUGGAGUCAGAUAGAUGUGUCAGAACUUUUCUGGACUUUGAGUGAUAGGAAAAAAUUAAAUGAAAAACAAUUAAAACCUGAUGAGUUACAUAUGUGGGGUAAGUUGAAUAAAGUUAAAGAAAACUCUGAAACUUUAAAUCGUCUCAUGUACAGUGGCCUUGGCACUGUGAACAACUGUACAAAGAUUUUGCACCAGAUAUUGACUGAACUAGGUUAUAAAUACAAAAUUGAAUCACUGAUCACUUUUAAGCCUCUAAUUAAGACUAUGCCCCAUAAUAAGGCUGUAACUAUUGAAGUUGAAACUGUUCCCAGAAUGUCAUUUUAUGGUCUAGCUCUGUCAGAGAAUGAGGCAAUUGAGAAUGCAGCAAGACGUGGUCUGGAAUAUUUAAUUGCGUUGAGUUAAAAUACUUAUGAUUUAUUGAAUGUAACAUUAAUUAUAAUUUACUUUCUAGACAUUUGUUAACUUUCCAUUUUUAUUUUAACAUGAAAUGUCAUAUACGUACUACGAUUUGUUGUUGAGCCUCAUGUUAGACAUUACUUGUGCUAAUUUGUUAUAGAUAUUUUCAGCCAUAUUUGUUGAGUAAACAUAUGAAGUGCAAUAUAUCAUGUAUAUUGUUUAUAAUGUCCGAAAGGUUGUUGGGCUUUUAGAAUACUGCAACAUCUAUCAGUAUUUGUUAUAAAAAAUUGGUUAAUAUGAAAUAGCCUAAUAAACUAAUAAGUUGCUCGGAUAAAAAAAA